AAAGUCCCGGGCAAAAGAGUAAAACAGCCCUAAAUAACCCGAAGUCGCGAAGUACAGAUCUUUCGCUCUUUUCAGCUCUGCCGCGUUUCACCGCUCUGCAACCACCGGCGCCAAACCUAAACCGCUUUCCAACAAAAAAAGCAUGUUGUUCUUCUCCUACUUCAAGGAGUUGGUGGGCCGCGAAGUCACUGUGGAGCUCAAGAACGACCUUGCGAUUCGUGGCACUCUUCACUCCGUCGAUCAGUAUCUCAACAUUAAGCUUGAGAACACUAGGGUUGUUGACCAGGACAAGUACCCCCACAUGAUGUCAGUGAGAAACUGUUUUAUCAGAGGAUCAGUUGUGAGAUAUGUUCAACUACCUCCAGAGGGGGUUGAUGUUGAGCUGCUGCACGAUGCCACCAGAAGGGAAGCUCGUGGUGGUUAAAAUUCAUUUCAAUUUAGAUGCUGGUGAGAUAGGCCUGUUUGUGCUACAUGUCUAUUUUCAUUCCAAUACCCACUGUGUUCAAGAAGGCAUCUACGAUUGAACAAUAGAAACCUAGCCCUGUGAUACUAGAAUCAGUUUGAACUUGGUGCAAGUUAGUAUUUAAUACAUUCGGUGAAAUGUAGUACAUGUUUUAAAAUCCAUGAAAAUGGGACAGCAGAAACCUGGCUGCAGCAAAAGUGGAUCGUCUAUGUGAUUGUCAUGAACAGUAACUUCUUUUGUAAUUCUCUUUUCUCACUUUUUUCGCCUAAAUGUGUAACCAGAUAAUAUUUGGUUAUCAUUAGUUUGAAGCCAGACAAAGUGAAAACCCAACUUGGAAGGGCUUAUUCCU
Argentina anserina (silverweed cinquefoil) is the source of this 812-nucleotide messenger RNA. Its product is annotated as sm-like protein LSM2. Gene Ontology annotation, biological process: mRNA splicing, via spliceosome. Lineage: Eukaryota; Viridiplantae; Streptophyta; Magnoliopsida; Rosales; Rosaceae. The record is from RefSeq and is a predicted model, not a curated record. The coding region runs from base 143 to 424 and encodes 93 amino acids. Gene Ontology annotation, cellular component: precatalytic spliceosome; U6 snRNP; Lsm1-7-Pat1 complex. The transcript is spliced from 3 exons. Gene Ontology annotation, molecular function: RNA binding.